Molecule: messenger RNA, 783 nt
Organism: Miscanthus lutarioriparius
Lineage: Eukaryota; Viridiplantae; Streptophyta; Magnoliopsida; Poales; Poaceae
Source: the annotation of a GenBank genome assembly
AUGUCCCGCCUCAGGCUAAUGAGCAAAGCAGCCGGCGGCAGGGUGGCAGCGUCGUUCGCCUGCCGCCUGGUGGAUCCGAACCAAUCGGGACUAGGCGACUCCCCGGACCAAAUCUCCUCCGCCUCGUUCCACAGAUACGAUUUCCACGACGUCUACCUCGUCAGGCGAAGCGAGCUGGAAGUUCGCGCCGUCCUGCUCGGGGAACCGAAGAAUGCGGUGGCGUCGGACGCCGGCCCGCCCCCGAGCGUUCCGUCCUCCGACCUGCACAGGCAAUUCGGCGAGCUGCUGCGGAGCCAGAAGGGCGCGGACGUGACGUUCCACGUCUCCGGUGAGUCCGUCCCCGCGCACCGGUCCGUGCUCGCGACGAGGUCGCCCGUGUUCAUGGCCCAGCUGUACGGGCACACGAAGGAGGCGUCCACAUCCGCGCCGUGCAUGGAGGUCAAGGACAUGGAGGCGGAGGUGUUCAGGGCCAUGCUCCGCUUCAUCUACACCGACACGGCGCCGGAGCUGGAGCGGAGCGGGUGGCAGGUGACGGCGAUGGCGCAGCAUCUCCUGGAAACCAUGGACCGGUACGGGCUGGAGCGGCUCAAGAGGAUGUGCGAGGAGAAGGUGUCCAUGGACAUCAGCGUGAGCAACGUCACCACCACGCUGGCGCUGGCCGAGCAACACGGGUGCGCCAAGCUCAAGGCCAACUGCAUCGAGUUCAUCUUGGCUGCCCCCAAGAAUCUCUUUGCGCUCGCUGCGACGGAAGGGAAGGAGGAGAAAGAGGAGAUGAAGAGCUGA